Cyprinus carpio (common carp) is the source of this 2498-nucleotide messenger RNA. RefSeq names its product SH3 and multiple ankyrin repeat domains protein 3-like. The transcript is spliced from 4 exons. Gene Ontology annotation, cellular component: postsynaptic density; dendritic spine; postsynaptic membrane. Gene Ontology annotation, molecular function: ionotropic glutamate receptor binding; synaptic receptor adaptor activity. The record is from RefSeq and is a predicted model, not a curated record. Bases 1809 to 2396 code for a protein of 195 amino acids. Lineage: Eukaryota; Metazoa; Chordata; Actinopteri; Cypriniformes; Cyprinidae.
UUAGCCUGAUAUGCAUAUUUCUCAAAAAUGUGUGUAUUUUUGAUGCACAGGUGGUGAUUAACUUGUUUCCAUUAUGAUAAUUAUGUCUUUUACUUACAUAUCAAAUGAAAGCUAUUAGCGUAAUUGCAAGCAGGAGAGGGCAUCUUAGGAUACAACUGUUAAAACAGGAAAGAAAUGUUUAAAAAUCUUGCUUUUUAUAUUCAGUCGCUAGGAAUGAAUAUCUAACAUACAGCAAUCAGUCUAGAGUCUGCUGCUAAAUAAUGCAGGAGACCGGAGCAUUUACAUACAUUUGGACUUAGCAGGAUUUUCGGGUCGAGAUGGUCAUUGAUGUUGACGUUUUAGUGAUUCGGCCAGUUUUUUCUCUGUGGUCAUGAGUGUUUUUUGCAAUCACUAGAGGAGGUUAUUCCACGCCCCUCCCUUAAAAGCAGCCCCAAAGCUCCGAACCAAGUUUUAAUUGCCGACUUCUUCCAGCACUGUACUGUAUGUCCUGUGCUGUGCUCGAUCUCUUCCUCUUUAUUGCUCAUCCUAUUUAUCUCCCGUCUCCGCACUGCUUCCCUCAGCAUUAAAAAUUCUCCCUCUCAUUGCUCUGAGCUUUCAAGCUCCCUUAAUAAGUUAUUAUAUUACAGCUCCAUAAGCCACCAGGGUUUGUAAAGGAUGACGUAGGAACAUCUUUGUGUACAUAGUUGUUUCAGAGGAACAGAUAGUCACCUUAGAUCAUAUGGAAUAUCAGUGCAUUAUACAUGCAGUGGAGGCAAAUGCUUAGAGGGGUUUGUUUUUAAAAUCUGACUGCAUUAUAAAAAAUUAAAAGGUGUAGUUGUUACCUCAAAGAUAUAUUUCUACCUGAUCUGACUCUUAAAAAUAAUUUUUAUUGCCAUAACCCAAGAAGAACUGUAAUAACUAUAGAAAGCAGGCUGUUUGAACUCAAUGGCAGUUGCUCGGCUGGCGCAUAAAUGAUUGCUUUUAGGCACUCAUGGCGCAUUCAAGUUAUUUAGGAAAUAUUGCAUUUAAAAGUUUAAUGCACAUUAAUGCCACAACCAUGUCUUAAUUAUAAGGGAAACUCUGGAUUUUCUUCGAGCUUAGAGUUUUUUUAGGUGUGUCAGUGAGAAAACAUGGCAGACACAGUGAAAGAAGUUUGUUGAAAUGUAAUAUUUGUGAAUGAAUAAGCCAGUUUUAGGUGAUUUUUGUAAGAUAACACUGACAAAAUACUUUUUAGAGUGUAAGAGGAUGUGAAUGUUGUCAUUGUGCUAGGUGACAUCUCUACAUUGUAGUUAGCCUAAUGGGUUUAAAGUAGUUAGCUAGCGUCGAGGUAUGAAUUAUUGAUAGGUAGUGUUGGUAGGACAGGAUCCAGAAGUUAAAUAAUACAAACUCUAAUGUUUUGUACGAGUAUGGCACUUACUCUAUUGUGUUGGAGGUCUUCGUGUGUGUACUGGGUUGUGCGUAAGAGUUGAGGUGCGUUGAUCUGUGUUCGUAGCAUGCCGUAGCUUGCCAAGUGGUCUCUAACUCUUUGCCUUGCCAAAUCAGCUGUGCUCUAUCUUUCUCUCUCUCUCUCUUUCUCUGAUGUCUCUGUACUGGGAGCUGCUCUCCUAUCUAUUUUUAUCUAGCCUUGUAUCGCAGCAUGUGUGUCCCAGAGAUCUCAACAUGAGAGAGGAAGUGAGCAGAGACCCUUCACACUUGUCAACCAUUCAUUUCCAUCACUCGCUCCUGUUCCUUAACUUCCUCCUCAAUCAUUAGCUGUCAUUGUUUCUCGUUUAACCUCACCUGCACUCUCGUUCUCUCUCGAACCUCUUUUAGUCAACCUGAGGAAAUUUAUGGAAUAUAUCCAGCAUCAUCAGGUGGACAAAGUCUCCAAUAUGUUGGAGAGAGGGUUGGACCCCAACUAUCAUGACCCUGAUACUGGUGAGACUCCACUAACCCUUGCGGCCCACCUGGACAAUAUGGUGGAGAUUAUAGUGACAUUGAAAAACGGUGGGGCUCAUUUAGAUUUUCGCUCUCGGGAUGGGAUGACUGCCCUGCACAAAGCAGCCAGGGCAAAGAACCAGAUAGCUCUUAAGACUAUGUUGGAUUUGGGAGCUUCUCCAGACUAUAAGGACCGGCAGAGCUUGACUCCACUCUACCAUACAGUGACUGUAGGGGGAGACCCGAGCUGCUGCGAGGUCCUACUGCGUGCCCAUGCCAGUGUGGGAUGCCAUGAUGAGAACGGCUGGCAUGAGAUCCACCAGGCUUGUCGAUACGGCCACAUCCAGCACCUGGAGCAUCUCUUGUUCUACGGAGCUGACAUGCAUGUGGAAAAUGCAUCUGGGAAUACGGCUCUUCAUAUCUGCGCUCUGUACAAACAGGUAUGUACUUACACUGUACCUUUAAUGAUCCAAAGUCAGCUCCAUUUAAACAGUCAAUAAACAGAGGUUAUUGGCAUCAUACAACAGAAUACGCUGUCAAUAGGAGAGUACAUAAAAAAACGUUUUCUCUUUGUGGACCAAUAACGUUUCGAGGGAAAAAUC